CAACGGGAGAGGCCAUAACAGUGAGAGGCCCACGUACCACAAAAAAAAAAAAAAAAAAAAAAGUAAUGUAUGAGUGAGAAAUUAAUAGUACCUUAAAGCAGGCAUCGUAAGUCAGUGGUGGGGAAGGAAGUGGUGGGACAUUAAAGUCGCUCUGGGGGCAGGGACUCCUUAGCGCCUCCCAGCAACACCAGUGUCCGUGGUUAAUGGGGUCAGUAGUUUUGUUUUCAAAUUUAGAAGUAAAAAUAAGUCCCUUUUUAUCUAGACUUCAGACUGGCAGUAGAAUAAAUCACAAGGGAAAAGAUAGGUUGGCUGCGUAAAAAUCGAAUUACGUAUUCAAUAUGUCCAAAAAGCAAAGGCCACAGAAACCGGGAAAUAUGUUUCCAACCAAUACUAUAUGGGAUAAUAUAUUUUAGUAUGCUUAAUCCGAGUCCCAGCUGCCGCCUCUGUUUGAAUGGGAUGGUUUCACCUCCCUGGUGGAGUGUGUCCAGUUUUAAGUCCGAGAGGGUCUUGACGUGCAGAUAGCAGUGUUCUUUGUCCCACCCCCAGGAAUUUAGUCCACCAGCGACUGGUUUAACACAAACUUAGAAGUGGAAGGAGUUUGCUAGGAGACGCUAGUCAUAGUGUGCUUGGGGCAAGUUCCUGGAAUGGAAAAGUGGAGGGAGAGAAAUUACUCCAGGUCCAAAGAUCCUCAGGGGUCAGGUGGCUGCCAAGUUUGGUAGAUGGGUUGCAACCUUGAGGAAGGUGAGUUGAGAGAGGCUGGUGGGCUCUUUGAGAUUCAGUGUAGUUUCACGUUACUGCAUGGAAAUGAAACUGGGUGAGAAAACUGAUUUUCAGAGCCUGAGUUCAUGAAUGGGGGGCGAGGAGUGUUGCGGGGAGGAACCCAGCUCCCGUGAGGGGAGAGCAGUGCCGGUCCAGUUUCCCGGGGAGCCGGGUCAGACCGGAAGUUAAUCCACUGAAGCACUCAGCUCAGGAGGUUGGGAAGCAGUUGAAAAGCAAGCGGACGGAUCUCUUCUGCUACCAAAAUCACUAGGUGCUGAGGUUUUUUUUGUUGUUGUUUUAAUGGAGGCUUCCUCAUGCUGAUCUGAAAGACUCAAUGAAUAUUUUUGGAAAGGAUGAUGUGGUGGGUUUGGAGCAGCCCUGGAGAGAAACGAUUCAGACAAAGGCCCGGCAGACAGUUGUGGGUAUAGGGAAAGCUUUGGGUUGAAAGAAACGGACAGUCAUCAGUGUCUGAAAGGGGAAGAGCAAGGGGCUGGCCUGGUGUCGGGUGCUCUGCUUGAGGGCUUCAAACACAAAGUUAGUACCUUCCCCACCUUCACGGCCAACUAGUCCAGGUGAUGCAGACUGAUCACAGUGUGAACGGGUCACACACAGAGUCCCGGGACCCCUGAGGUGCUACAGCAGCUGAGGGGGCAGGGCAGCCUUCACCUUCUUCACAGCCCUGCUAUCUUCUCAUUACUCAUUUCUAAACCACCCCUCCCCACCAUGGUUCCAUUCGUCUUGGCAUUCACUGAGGAAAUACGAGAUUUUAAGGGGCCUGCAGAAAAUUGGAGUGGAGCCAGUGACCAAGUGGCCCAGCCAGGAAACAUUGUUUGGACUGAAGCUCAGUUCCCUGAAGGUCGAGAAAUCAACCUUCAGGGUUUCAGCAACAAAAUCCAAGCUUUGGAGCUCUAAGCGACAAGGUCUGAGAACUGGGAAGUUGCCCCAUACAUAAUAGGAAGUUGUUGCAGGUUCAUUUCUGUGCCAAGAUGCUAUUUGGAUUGUAGAAGGUAGACGAAGCACCUCCUGGUUAACGCACUGCCAUUCUCAACCGCAGUUCCCAACGUGACAAGCGAGUGCUUACUGCCCUGGCCAGUUUCUACCAGAGCAGUGGAUUAAAUGUCACAAAAGACGGCAAGGUGGAGAUUCCCAUAUGGGCAUCUGGGCACCUGCCAGAAACCCCCCCUUGUAGAGUGACCAGACUAUUGUUUGAACAGCCUUGUAACUGGUUCCUCUACUUCUGCCCGCCUGUUCCCUUUUUUGCUUCCAGAGUGAUGUUUUCUAGAACAGAAUCUGUCAAGAUCUCUGAGAGAGACACAAGUGGUUCCCCUCUUAUCUCCAGCUCUUCAGCUUCCCCUAGGAGAGCCCCCUUGACUUGCCCCUUCCUCCCUCCCACCUGGUUCCUGUCUCCUCUCAGCCACUCGUGUUGGCUCCAGCUUCAAAAUACAUCCAUAUUCCAGCUACUUCUCACACCGCUGCUGUAACCCUGCUAGUUCAUGCCCCCAUCAUCUCUGAAAUGAGCUGAGCUUCUUCUCUACUGUGUUCUCCAGAGAAACGGAACUAAUGAGAUGUGUCCAUAUACAUAGUGAGAGAUUCAUUAUAAGAAUGGGCUUGCAUGAUUAUGGAGGCCAAGUUCCCAUAUCUCCAGUCAGCCAACUGGAGACCCAGUGUUUCAGUUUGAGUCCAAAGGCAGCAAAAAACCAAGCUCAGAGGCAGUCAGGCAAGGAGUUCCUGCUUACUGAGCCUUUCUGUUCCAGUCUGGUCUUCCACUGAUUGGAUGAGGCCUACCCACUCACGCUGGGUAGGGCAGUCUGCUUUCCUCAGUCCACCAAUUCAAAUGUUCAUCUCACCCAGAAACAUCUUCACAGACACACCCAGAAUAGCACUUGACCAAAUUUCUAGGUACUCUGGCCCAGUCAAGUUGACACGUAAAAGUUAACCAUCUUCCAAACCAAGCUUCCUGUUGUCCUCUGCUGUAGUCUGUUCUCCACACAGCAGCCAGGGUAACCUCUUAAGGUAUGAAGGCAGGGUUGGGUAAGCAAAGGCCCACAGGCCAAAUCCAGCCCACUGAAAGUUUCUGUACAGCCUACAAGCUAAGAAGAGCUUUUUCACAUUUUGAAAUGGCUGGAAAAAACCCAGUGACAAGUAAAAAUUACGUCAAAUUCAAGUUUUAGUGUCCAUAAAUUUUAUUGGAACAUAGCCACGCCCAUUUGUUUGAGCAGCAUCUAUGGCUGCUUUCACUCUGCACCCUCAGAGUUGAGUAGUCAGAAUGAAACCCGAUGGUCACAAAGCCUGAAAUAUUUACAAUCUGGCCCUUUAGGAAAAAGUUGGCUGACUCCUGUUUUUAGGCCCAAAACCCUCCAUUGGCUUUUCAUCCCACUCAAUAAGGGCUGUAAGAUCCUCACAGUAAGUUGAGGCUGGCCCUCGACCUCCUGACCUCGUCUCCUGAUGUCCCCUUGUCACAAGGCCUCCUACCUCUGAGCUUUCACAUGUGCUGUUCUCUCUGGACCACCCAUCCUUCCCCCCACCCCCAGUGUCUGCAGGGCUCAUAACACGUAUCACCACCAGCUCUAUCAACUCAUGAGUUUCUGUCUCUCCCAAAUUGAAUGAGAACAGGAUGGGAACUUGACUAUGGUAUCCCUGGAUUCUGGCAUAUGGUGUUAAUAAAUACUUGUUGAAUGAGUGAAUUGAAAAUAUAGACAUUAUUAUCUGAGAUGGGGAUACCUGUGGGAUUAUCUGGGCAACAGUGCUUUGCUUCCAGAUUAUAACCUUCCCCUGACCACAGUCCACCCCAGGCUGGACCAGCGAGCCCACCACCUUCCGUGCCGGCAAAUCUGAGUUCUCCUUUACAAAGGCCUGGGAUUUGGGGGUGCAGGGAGCUAGCAGGCAGGACAGGUACACAGUGAUGGAGAAAGCGCUCUGGGUCCCUUCUGCUCCCUAAGUCCAUGCCCGAGAUCCUGCUGCACGAGUUACCCCAGGAAUCCUACUGCCACCUAAGCCGGUUUGAGUUGAGUUUGUCUGCAACCAAAAUUCCUGCCUCAUGCAGCUCUGUCUCCGUCAUCAGAGCCCCUUGAGUUCCGAGGUCCAGAGUUCUUCAUCUUUGUACCUUUAGGGCCAAGCCCAGGCUUGGGGUGGCUCCUUGGAGACAUUGAUUUCUUCAGCUGCUGUGCUCCUUGGAAAACCCCUGGAGUCUGGAGCACUUUAGAUUUGACUGCCAUCUGGCCUUCUAGGCCUGGGACCAGCCCCUGCGCUGGCCACUGUCCACCCUAAGCUGACCCAGUGAGCCCUGGAGAGUCCCUGUCCACUCUGGAGGACUGGCUUACUUUGCAGGCUCCCAUCCCAGCCGCCAGCUCCUGAGAGGCAGCCAGAAUCGGGCUGAACGUGAACUCCUCAAAGUUCUGUUCCCAUUUGAGAGGGGAAUUGUUGCAGGAAGGGGGACCCCUUCCAGGGCCCAAGAGUGGACUCUUGUCUAACAGUCAGAAAUGAACGGUCCGAGGAGGCACACGUGCUGACAGAGCAGGAGACUUUAUUGGGAAGGGACGCCCAGGUGGAGGGCAGCAGGGUGAGGGAACCCAGGAGAACUGCUCUGCCACGUGGCUCGCGGUCUCGGGUUUAAUGGUGAUGGGGUUAGUUUCCGGGUUGUCUCUGGCCAAUCAUUCUGACUCAUGGUCCUACCCGGUGGCACACGCGUCACUCAGCCAAGAUAGAUUCCAGCGAGAAGGAUUCUGGGAGGUUGGUAGGGACAUAUGGACCGGUGUCUCCUGACCUUUCCCGAAUUAUUCUGCUUGGUGGUAGCUUGUCAGUUCUGCAUUCCUCACCAGGAGGUCCUGUUGCCAGGCAGCUCAUGCAAGUGGUUACUAUUGGGCCUUGCCAGGGAGGGCAGUUUGGGUCAUUGGUUCCCCUAACAGAAUGACGUCCUGGCUGUGGUGGCGCCCAAAGCGGCCGUUUCCCCUUCGGACAUUCAAAUCAACCCAUGGCAGCCUGUGAGCCCUCCCUUGGGUCAAAGAGGGCGUGUGGGGAGGAAGAAGGGAAGGGCAGGCAUUUGGGUUUGGUUCCCCUCUGCCUCUCCAGGGCUGGGCCUUUUAUUAGAAUAUCCCUGUUCUCUGUUUCAUGAGACCUUUGCUUUCACUUGAACAAAGUGUCCUGUGGGUAAAUUUGAAAACUGCUGCGCUGCCAGCUGGACUCCUGUUUGUCUGAGAGGAAGCCACAGGUUUUGCAGUCUGGCCCACCUGGGCCCUUCCCUGAGCCCCAGCUUCCUAGGAGGCAUGAUGGCCACUUAGGAAGGCAGGCAUGAUUCUAUGGGACGCCACCCCCGUUUUCCUGCAGUUUUUUCCAUUUUCAGGGAAAUGGGCAUAGGGUCCUACAGGAAGUGGACAUCUUGUGAGGGAGGGGCCCCGCGGGUCCCCAGCAAAUUACAAAGAUGAUUGGAUCUCAGCUACUCCUGGCCUGUCCUUGCCUAUCCACAUAUUUCCAGAAGUCCACAAGUGUUUUUUUGUUUGUAUGUUUUUUCUCGUUUUCCUCAAUAACUGACCAGCUUAUGUCUGGUGAAUACCACGAUGGAGCUAAGCUCUGCUGGCUUUGGCCGCCUAAUGCUUGCUCUCUUUGUCUCUAUGGUAUUAAGUUUCAUAAGGACGGUUUCCCACCGCACUCCACAACCAGAAACGACUAAGGAGCAAACACCAGAUAGGCCUCUGCACAAGCAGAGCUGUACAGGCAGUGGUGAGGCCGUUGGGACUGGGUGCCCACCGUGAGGCUGUGACCGUCACCAUGUGGCAGGUGCAGCACUUUCGCCCAUCAGCUGACGGAAGCACGACCGCAUUUAGCGCACAAAUGAUCAUCUAGGAGGGUCCGAGUAUAAGGAGGUUGUGGACUGUUUGGAUAUCAAAUCCUUCGUCGUCCAGUUGGCGGCCCAAGGAGCCACGCCGUUCCCUUUAAGAUGGGGCUGCUCCAGCAGUAACAGGCCUUUAGUUAAUGCCCAGGACCACAUUUUCCCAAAAGGCCCAUAAAUGGGCCUUUGUUCCCAGGCUAGCCCACCACUGGACUCUGGUAGAGAAAGGAACUUAACACCCAUUGGCUUUGCUGAUUGUAAUUCCUGCUCCACACCCCAGCUGCUCACUUCAGGUUAGAGGGUGGUGGGGAGCAUUGCAUCCCCUUGGACCAGUCAUUGCAGGCAGGCCCAGCCAGGAAAAGCUGGAAUUACUUGCAUAUUUAUUCAACAACCUUUUAUCUGAUUGAAUGCAGGCUCUGUAAUCAGACAGCCUGGGUUCAAACCCUGGUUCUGCCACUAACUAGCUGUGUGACCUUAGGCAAAUUACUUAAUCUCUCUGGGCCUUGGUUUUUCUCAUCUAUAAAAUGGGAAUACUAAUAGUACCUACCUCGUGGGGCAAUUGUGACGAUGAAACAAAUUAGCAUAUAUCAAAAACCUAGGACACUCUCUGGCACAGAGAAGCACCUGAUAAAUGUUAGCAGUUUUUAUUCCUAUGUGCCAGGCUCUGUGCUUGGCCCAGGAGAUGCCACAGUGAACAAAACAGACACGGUUUUCUCCUGGGGCUUUUGGGGAAAUAGACAUUUAUUAGAUAAUCCCAUGUACAUUGGAGAGGGGCACAGGGUUCUGAGAUUGCAGAAUGGGGCAGGGUGGGCAGGACAGGCUUUUUCUGAGGAGGGGGCACAUGAACUGGGUCUGAAGAGUGGGGAGGGGUUACCCAGGUGAUGACCAGUAAAGACUGCUCCAGGCAGAAGGAACUGCGCAUGCAAAGACCCUGUGUCGGGGGAAACAUAAAAGGAGCUAGAAGAGAGCCGGAGCAGAGAACAAGGGGGCAUGUGAAUGAGAUGAGGCCAGGGGUGAGGGGGGUGGUUAAGCAUUGCCAGCCAUGCUGGUGAUUUGAGUCUUUAUUCUAAAAACAAUAGGGAGCCAUUGAAACCUGCAUAGGGAGAGAGUUCCUGCACUUGGAGCAAAGAAGGGACUUCUGCUCUUAUUCAUUGAGGAAUGGCAUCCUGAAACCUAUGGCAGGUUUUGCUCUUGAGUUUUAGGGUAAAUGGACUCAGGGAGUCAGAGAGGUGAGGCAGUUGGCCUCUGCGUAUAUUGGCAGCCCUACCUGUUUACUCUCAGGCCUUAACUGAGUCCUUCCAUUGUUUUGCACUAAGCAUUCAAAUCUCCAUUUUCCAGAUGAGCCAGCCUCAGAGAGCUCAAGUGAAUUCCCUAAAGCCACACACAGAAAAUGUGAAGCAAGGACCCAAUUCUCCUGAUUCUUAGGGCUGUGUUUUCUACCUGGCUGCAUUCAGUGGCCCUGCCUGGUAGCUUUUGGCCUGACCACUAACCUGAAGGCCCCAAGAGGACAAGGACAGUGUGUGUCCUGCUUGUGGCUUAUCCCAGUGCCCGGCGCUUGUCAGGGCUCAAUAAAUGUGCCCUGCACUGAGAAAGCCAGCAGUGUAGUCUUAAGGGGACCAGUGUUUCUUUCUGCCCAUCAGUGGGGACCAGGUGGGUCCCUUUUCCAAUCUGGUUCUCCUCAUAGCCAGUGACUCCCAUUUUUCUAGGCCAGGGGUCAGCAAACUGCAGCCUGUGGGACAAAUUCACCUGUUUUUGUAAAUGAAUUCCACCUGUUUUUUAAAUAAAAUUUCGUUGGGACGCAGCCAUGCUCAUUCACUUACAUAUGGACCACGGCUGUUUCCAUGUUACAACUGCAGACUUGAAUAGUUAUUGACAGAGCCACAAAACUGAAAAGAUUUGCUCUCUGGCCCUUUACAGAAAAAGCUCCCUGAUUCUAUUCUAGGGAAUGCAUUGUUCUUUUGAGAGUUUAGUCUGUGAUAUGAGCAGGUUCCUAAACCCCUCCAGAGAAUCUUCCACGGAGAUCUUCCGUAGUCAGGCUGAGGAGCAUUUGGAGAAGUGAUAUCGUUGGUCCCAUCGCUGUGGCCGGGGGGCAUUGGGAAACCAUGGCUGGCAGCCCCGAAAAACACAAGCUUAGGGGGUGGGAGGAGCUGUCCCCCAAAGACCCCAUAAGGAUAGAAACAGACAAAAGCAGCAGAUUGUCUAGCCAUCCUGAAAUGUAGGGUGUCUGUAAAGUCCUUGUAGAAUUUAAAAUCUGUUUCCUGAUAAUAAAGCUGACAUAUACAUCAUUAUAUACAUUUUUCUAUUUAAAAUUAUAGAAAAGGAAAAUAGGAAGGGCCACUGUCAUGCUUACAGGGCACUGUAAGCUUUUUUUUCAGUCCAUCCUCUAAGCACCCACACCCCUGAAAGUAUGCUGUUUACAUUCUUAUACCCCUGCUUUUACACCUAACAAGGGGUGAGUUUACAGGCAUUCAGCAUAAAGGGGACUUUAACACCUGCGUCUUAUCCCAUUAGGGGACAGGUUUCCAUUGCAUGGGACGUGAAUGUUUCUUCCCAGUGUUUCUUAGGUGAAAUACCAUUGCUUCAAUCUUUGAGGGCAUUCUGGAGUACUUUUCUGGGUUCCGUUUGUGGAAGUGGAAACCUGCUCACUUUGAAUGCUUGCAUCUUACAGGUGUUUAUGUGCCACGAGGUGUGCUGUACUUUUAUGGUCUUCGCACAGGCACCAAGAACCAGUAUCCUCUUAGCAAUAUUUCCUCCUCUGCAAGGCAGAUUUAGCGGCACAAGUCUUCCCUUGACAUAGCUUUACCUGCUGCUAAGUUAUUGCCUUCCCCCUUACAUAGAGCACUUGCUGGUAUAGAGAAGACGCACCAGCACUCAAAUACUCAGCCAGCACGAUCCCAGGCCAGGGGUGGAGGUUGGGGGCUUUAUUCUGUCUCCCUGGACCCUGCGGCUGACUCUGUGUGACCUUGAGAAAGGCACAGCCUUGCUCUGAGUCUCAGCAUCCCCACCUCCAAAGGCUGCUGUGAGCCUACAAGAGGAUAGAUGCACAGCGUCUGGCGCAGAGCAGAGGCCAAGGAAAUGUUAAGCGUUUGUAUUACGAGGCUUUGCAGGUGAGGAAACUGAGGCUCCAGAGAAGUGACUUGCCUAGGUCACGCAGCUUGUAAAACGCCAGUUACGAGGCCCCUGAUCUUGAGAGUGGUCCCUUCCAGGGCACUGCUCCUGGCUGGUUCUCAAAGCUCACAGGGGCAUAAGGGACUGGGGGCUGGACAGUGGCAGAAUUAACUUUUCCCCAGGCUGUGCCCAGAUCUUCUGAGAAGCAGCUUGUAGCUGCAUGGGGGUCAGGGAGGAAAGGAGGCGUCUGGGAGAUGCGGGGCUCUGCAUCUGCUUGCUCUAGACCCCCUGGCCAGUACCCCACCCCAGUGCCGCAGGUGAAGCUAACAGCCUCUGAUACCCCAUUCAGAAAAGAACAGAUGAUCAGGUCCCCUGGCCCUGUGGCCUGGGAGGGGCUGGUCCCUGCUCUAGGACAACCAACUCAUCCCACUUUGCCUGGAGCUGACCUAGUUUUAGUACUGGAAGUCCCGUAUCCCAGGAGCCCACUCAGUCCCGGGCAGGCCGGGAUGGUCAGUCACGCUCUGUGUAGACUGUCAGCCCAGACAGUCUGGGUCUUGCCUGCUGCAAAGUCAUGGAUGUUCCCCUCUCCACCCUGACAGGUGGGCGAUUGGCCCGCUGGAAGUUCCUGUCAGAGCCACCCUCGUGCCCCUCUGACUUGGCCAUCAGCAUCCUCCCCAGUUCUUGGAGGACCUUCCAUCUUUGGAGGUUUCCUAUUUUAUAGAGAACUGGGACCUGGAUGGGGGGAAGUCACCCCAGGGUCACACAGGUCCCUGACUCCUGGUCCGCUCACUCUCCUUGACCGCUGCAUCUUAGGGAUCUUGCCAUCGGCUUCACACCUGUGGGUCUGGUGAUGGGCUGUUGUUCAGGAUGCGCUGGGAUUCGGGGUGGACAUCCGGGGCAGAUCCUAGCAGAGAGACUGUCCCGCCCCCAAAGUGCUUGUGAACCCAGGCUAGAAGAGACGUACCUGGAAUGCUUAUGGUCGGGGAGUGGCCUUCCUCUCCUGGGUAAGGCUUUCAGAGUUUCUCAGCCCCUGCCCCGGAGGGCUGGCUACUCCCCCACCUGCUGGGGAGGAGCGGGAAGCUCUGAGUGUCUCCCUUCCUCUUUGGGGACUUCAGUUUCCCUGUCUGUACAGACUGAGUUUUGGGCCCCUUCCAGCUGUAGCUUCCUAAAGUGAUCAAGGUUCUGUCAUGUGAACAACCCACUGGGGCUCUGAUUUUCAGUUUAAAACAACCUGUGUGCAAGGCAGGAUGUGAACCUCUCUCUGCAUGUGUCCUGAGCCCCACCUUGUACAAAGCCACUGGCCAGACCCUGGGAGACAGCCCUUCCUCCUUGGCUUCCUUGAGAGUCUGUGCGUUCUCAGGCCUCCCGGCCAUGGCUCCUGCUCUACGCUCUCCUUGGGCUGCUGCUUUCCCCCUGGGCUGCCCGCCCAGCCCACCCCUACUUGUCAUCUCAAGGGCCACUUCUCCUUGGAAGAGUCUCCUGACAACUCCCCCCCGACCCAGGGUGGGUUAGGGGCCCCUCCCUGGCUCACCCCAGGGUGACGUGACCACACUGUGUCCUAACGGUCUGUUUACCUGUUUACUUGCUGGCUUCCCCACCAUCCUCCUUCGCAUCUGGUCACUCCCUCCCUUCCAGGAUGGGUGCCCUCUCACCUCCACUCUCCAUCCCCGUGGAGUAGUGCUGUGGCAUUUCUCAGCUUGGGCCGACCCCUCCCCCACCAACUACCCCUCCCCCGCAAGUUUCCAUGUGGUUCUAGGUGUUUUCAUGGUUACAGGAACCCAAGAGUGGCCUCGGGCUCAGCAGGGCCCUUUCUCCUACUACACACCCAAGCUUGAUCAACGUCCCCAAAGCUGCAACAAACAAGGAGGUGUGGGCCGUCACGUGGCCUUGAGUAACCACACUUUUGCUUCCUUCUUUUACACACGGCCGUUGGGGGUUGGAGCGGUCUGAGACCACAGCAGAGGUGCCACAGCCGUGCUUGGCAGCACAGGCUGGGUCCUUGUUACUAAAGCAGAGAAGCCGCUUCUCCUGGGCCCACGAGGCAGCCAUCUCAUGCUCUGCUGAGCACGGUGCCAUGUUUCUGAAACUCCUAUUGCUCCUGGCCCUGCUGGGCCCUGGAAGCAGCCUCCAGCUGUGGGAGACCUGGGAGGAUGGAGCCAAGGAGGCCCCAGGCCCCCUGCUUGUCCGUGGCCGGAGAGAAGUGGAUGAGGACGACUCCGACAUAUAUGACUAUGACGUACAGACGGACCCUCCAGAAAUGCUUAACUAUAGCACCAAGGCCCCCAAGCUUCUGCCUGUGAUGGGAACAUUGGAGCAGAGAGAGUCUGCAGGGCCUUUAACACCUGAGCCAACCACUCUGGAGGUGGCCACAAGGGACCCUGCUGUCCUGGAUGCAGGAGGGGCAGCCACUGGGAAUGUGAGCAUGGAACCGGUCAUACUGGUCACUCUGACCAAAGAACCAGUCACUGUAAUCCCUCCCAUCAUGGAGGGUCCAUCCACAGAAUCAGCUGCAGUGGAGGCCCUGUCCACAGGGCCAGCAGGCAGAGCAGCACUGGCCACAGAACCUGCAGCCACAGAGGCUCUGUCCACAGAGACCCUGCCCACGGAGCCAGCAAGCACAAUGGCACCGGCCACAGAACGCACAGCCACGGAGGCCCUGUCCACAGGGGCCCUGACUACAGAAUCCACAGCCACGGAGGCCCUGUCCACAGGGGCCCUGUCCACAGAACCCACUGCCACGGAGACCCUGUCCACAGAACCCACUGCCACGGAGACCCUGUCCGCAGAGGCCCUGUCCACAGGAUCCACUGCCACAGAGGCCCUGUUCAUGGGACCCACAGUCAUAGAGGCUCUGUCCACGGAACUGGCCACCACAGCAGUUCUUUCCAUGGAGCCCACUACCACAGGGGCCCUGCCCACAGAUCCAGCCACUGUGAAGACCCUGCCCACAAGACCUGCUACCACAAGGGGCCUAACCACAGCCCUUGCUGUGCCCUCUGACCCUCCCAAGAGCACCAUUGUGGCAGUUGGCAAUUCAUCUGAUAACUUGAUCUACAAAUGGAAAAAUGGUCAGAGUCUUUUCCCCCGGAGCUCUGUGACCCCAAGCUCCACAGAGGGCCUGCUUGACCCCAGCUCGGUGAAGCAGUGUCUGCUGGCCAUCCUCAUCCUGGCCCUGGUGGCCACCAUCUUCCUCAUAUGCACCGUGGUGCUGGCCAUCCGCCUGUCCCGCAAGAACCAUCUGUACCCCGUGCGCAAUUACUCCCCCACCGAGAUGGUCUGCAUCUCAUCCCUGCUGCCCGAGGGGAGUGAGGGGCCAGCUGCCAUGGCCAACGGGGGCCUGCCCAAGGCCAAGAGCCAGGGCCUGAAGGCGGGGUCUGGGGAGGACCGCGAGGGGGAUGACCUCACCCUGCACAGCUUCCUCCCUUAGCUCCCGGCCCGGCUGCCUGAGCAGGACCAGCCCCCAGGCGGCCUCGCUGGGCCACCACCCAUACCCAGGCUCUAUGCCACGGGUCCGGGCUUCCUUGGAGCCGCCUGGGGAUGGGAAUGUUUAGGGUGGGAACCCUGGCCGCCCUACACGGGACUGAGAGCAGUCAAGGUCCAGGCACCAGAGCAGGCCUGGCAAACGGAGCCUCCAGUGGAGGCUGGAGAGGCCGCCUCCACCUCCCUGCCUCCCAUGUGUUCUUUUCUUUUUUUUCUCCCAUGUGUUCUUGACCCCCUCUAAUGCCUCCCACGGCUGCUGGAAUCUCAUCCCCAUGUGCCCAGGAGGACUCAGCGUUCCCUGCCCACACCCCCACUGCCACUUUCUUCUGGUGGCCAUGGUCACUGCACAGGAAGGGGGCACCUUUGCGGGGGGUUACACCAUUCCUGAGUUCAUUUUUUGUCACUCCCGGUUUGGGGUAUCUCUCCCAGGAGCCCAGGGUGAGGGCUGGGCAUGUGACGGCUGGGCAGGCUGGGAAAGCCCAAGGCUACAGGCUUCUCUGGGACUUUGUGGACCAAUGAGCUUCCAUCUGGUGACAGAGUGACCCCCGUCCCGCCCUCCCUCGCCUCCCCCUGUGGCCUUGUUUUAGGGUGGGCUCUGCCUUGUUCCCCGAAGUCUCCCAGGGCCCAGCUCGGGGGCCCGGGAGAGCACAGACACUCAGUAAAUGUUUGGUAAACAAGCGAUGGCUGAACGAACUCUUCAGGGUACCAAGGUGCCUCCUUCAGGUGGGGAGUUGGUCCUUUGCUGUUCACGCCCGGCCCCAGGCCCCUCAGGAAGACCCCAGCACGGGCUGUUGCGGUUACUUCAGGGGGCAUCUUGCUGUUCCCUUGGGCAGCUGGGAGGCGGGGUUCAGGCUGUUGGAGGACAGAGGGUGCUGGCCUGAGGAACCACUUUUUCCAGCACCUCCCGUGACCCAGUUCAAGCCUACGGAAUUUGGUUCCCCCGCCAAAUCUCAGCCAGAUACCCCUCUAAACAUCAACGCCACCCUCCCCAGAAGCCCACCCUGACCCCUCUGUUCCACAUGGGGCCCAUCUCCCGUUAACACCCAGCGGCCCCUCCUCACAGGGGGAGCCUGGCUACAUCCUACAAGGCCUUCCUACAACUGACCACCUGUCACGUAGAGUUGGGGGCCAGUAAACUUUUUCUUAAAGGGCCAGACCAUAAAUAUCUCGGGUUUGGCAGGCUUCUCGACUCUGUCAUCAUGGCGUGAAUGCAGCGAUUGACUCUGUGUCAUAAAUGAAUGCGUUUGGCUGAA
Molecule: messenger RNA, 13425 nt
Organism: Aethalodelphis obliquidens (Pacific white-sided dolphin)
Lineage: Eukaryota; Metazoa; Chordata; Mammalia; Artiodactyla; Delphinidae
Gene: SELPLG
Product: selectin P ligand
Exons: 2
Coding region: 10767-12119 (450 amino acids)
Biological process (GO): leukocyte tethering or rolling
Cellular component (GO): plasma membrane
Source: RefSeq, a predicted model, not a curated record